Molecule: messenger RNA, 2296 nt
Organism: Lemur catta (Ring-tailed lemur)
Lineage: Eukaryota; Metazoa; Chordata; Mammalia; Primates; Lemuridae
Gene: PEX14
Product: peroxisomal biogenesis factor 14
Exons: 9
Coding region: 880-1665 (261 amino acids)
Biological process (GO): protein import into peroxisome matrix, docking
Cellular component (GO): peroxisomal membrane; peroxisomal importomer complex
Molecular function (GO): signaling receptor binding
Source: RefSeq, a predicted model, not a curated record
CUCCGGAGCCUGGGAUCUGGCGCUUGGCCGCGCCCGCGGGACCCCCUCUUCCCGCCUGCCAGCACCUUCGGUUUCACUUGAGCUUGGCGAGAAGAGUGGCGGGACCCUUGGGAAGCCCCCAGCCUGGAGCUGCGAGGGCCCCUGCUUGAGGAGAGGGGGCAAGAGGCUCGGUCGUUCCUGGCUGUCCCCUCCGGGGAGGGGCCUGACUCCAUCAGGGUUUCCACUCCCCCACAGCCUCAGCCUCCUGGAGUGGCUGCCAGACUCUUCGUCUUUAGUAACCCUUGCCAAGUUGGAGGGUCGGAAAUACUAUAUUCGGAUCCUCUCAGUGCGCUGGUAGGAAGGGGACGCACUGUAAACAACAGACGCCACCAAGCUUUUGGCUGAGAAUCUAUCCUCGCUUCCCUGGGUUUAGUUUUAUUGGCUAAGGGCUCCGCUCUAGCUUUCCACCUACAGGUUCAGCCAAAUCCCACCCCAGUAGGGGAUCGUGAGGACCGGUGUUGACGCCUGUGCGUCUGCUGUCGGGAGGCACUGGAUGAUGAUAAGGCCUCUGAAGGGGUUUAUAGCCUAAAGUCAAGCUCUACUCCAGGAAGUGAAAAUGUGCUGCCUCGAGAGCCGCUGAUUGCUACAGCAGUGAAGUUUCUACAGAAUUCCCGGGUCCGCCAGAGCCCUCUUGCAACCAGGAGAGCAUUCCUUAAGAAGAAAGGGCUAACAGAUGAAGAGAUUGACUUGGCUUUCCAGCAGUCGGGCACUGCAGCCGAUGAGCCUUUGUCCCUGGGCCCAGCCACACAGGUGGUGCCCGUCCAGCCCCCUCACCUCAUUUCUCAGCCAUACAGCCCUGCAGGUUCCCGAUGGCGAGAUUAUGGUGCCUUGGCCAUCAUCAUGGCAGGGAUCACGUUUGGCUUUCACCAGCUCUACAAGAAAUACCUGCUCCCUCUCAUCCUGGGCGGCCGCGAGGACAGGAAGCAGCUGGAGAGGAUGGAGGCCAGUCUCUCCGAGCUGAGUGGCAGCGUGGCCCAGACAGUGACUCAGUUACAGACCACCCUCGCCUCUGUCCAGGAGCUGCUGAUUCAGCAGCAGCAGAAGGUCCAGGAGCUCGCCCACGAGCUGGCUGCUGCCAAGGCCACUACAUCUACCAACUGGAUCCUGGAGUCCCAGAACAUCAAUGAACUCAAGUCAGAAAUUAACUCCUUGAAAGGGCUUCUUCUAAAUCGGAGGCAGUUCCCUCCAUCUCCCUCGGCCCCGAAGAUCCCCUCCUGGCAGAUCCCGGUCAAGUCGCCGUCGCCCUCCAGCCCUGCGGCAGUGAACCACCACAGCAGCAGCGACAUCUCACCAGUCAGCAAUGAGUCCACAUCGUCCUCGCCCGGGAAGGACGGCCACAGCCCCGAGGGCUCCACGGUCACGUACCACCUGCUGGGCCCCCAGGAGGAGGGCGAGGGGGUGGUGGACGUCAAGGGCCAGGUGAGGCUGGAGGUGCAGGGCGAGGAGGAGAAGAGGGAGGACAAGGAGGACGAGGAGGAUGAGGACGACGAUGUGAGCCAUGUGGAUGAGGAGGACUGCCUGGGGGUGCAGAGGGAGGACCGCCGGGGUGGGGACGGGCAGAUCAACGAGCAGGUGGAGAAGCUGCGGCGACCCGAGGGUGCCAGCAACGAGAAUGAGCGGGACUAGGGCCCCCACCUGCCUCUCCCCCGUGACGGCGGCAUGCCACGGCCCGGGAGGGUGGCCUGGAGCCCAGGUAGGGGCCAGAGCUGUUCUCAGCUGCACUGCGGCCGGCGGUGGCGUAGGGGCUCGCGGCUCUGUCCAGCACCCAUCUCGCCUGCCUGCCAGCCCCAGCCUGCCACUUCCUAGCUCAGCCCCUGCCAGCCCCUCUCCCAGACAGGCAUCCUGUCCAGGGUGUGUUCGCUGCGUGUCUUGACUACCGUGACACCGCGCAUGACCAGAGCUAGUGUCCUCACCUGCCUCCCAGCUCCUCGGCGGAUGAGGAGCUGUAGUCCCUCUGAUGUCUGCCAUCGCUCUGCCCGGCCCUGUCCCCAAAGCUGUGGGCGCCUGUUCCCAGCCCCAGCCAUGUCCCGUUGUCCUCCCAGACAAAUGAAACCACCCUGCACUUGUGCCCGCCCCUGUGGCCACGUAACGGCCCAGCUAGUCCUGUGACGAGCCGGGCACCGGGGCCUCCUGACCAACGGCUGCCUCUGUCCUUCCCCCCAGGAGGCUCACGUUCAUCUGUGUGAUCAUGUAUAGAUUUGGGAAUAUAAGAUAGGACUGUAUAUAAUUGUAAUAAAUACAAGUUGCCACUAUUUAA